AUGGCGUCGGUUCAAGCCAAUCCAGAAAUGCCGGGGCAGGGUUCCCUCGCUGCGAACAUUACGCGCGAGCAGAUUCAGCAGGUCUUCCAGAGCUACACCCGGAUGAAGCAGCAAGGCGUGCCCGAGACCAAUCCUGAAUUCAUCAAGGCGCGCAAUCUUCUCACCAUGGUGCAGAAGCAAAAUCAGUUCCAGCAACAGCAGAAGAUGCUACGGCAACAGCAAAUGCAGCGCCAACAAGGCCAGAUGAACCCCCAAGGCGCACAACAGAACGGCGCCGGCAUGGCUAUGUCUAACGGCAACAAGCCAGCUGCUCCCACUGAGGGCAAAGUCGCGACGCCUGCGCCUGCCUCGAGCGGCCCUUCAACCACCAUCCAGACUGCGACUGCUGGCGGCCAAGCUCCUCAUGGCGACGGACAGACCCCCACAUCGGCGACGGCUGGUUCAAUGCCGCUGAAUAAAGAUCAACUCCUUAUGCUGCGCGCCCAGAUUGGAGCUUUCAAGCAUCUAUCCAAGGGUCUUCCGUUACCCUCUAACAUGCAGCAGCAGAUCUUUGGUCACCACCAAGCCAAGAAGCCCCAGAACGCUGCCGAGGCGGUAGCUGCCGCCUCUCAGAUGCUCGACAAUGCCACCCGUGCAGGCAGCGCCUCGAGCGCAAAUGGCGGCGCAGUACAGGAAACCCGGACUCUACCUCGUCUUCCCGAUACCUUUAUCGAUCCUUGGAGCAGCGAAGCCUUCCGCGAUGUGAACUAUAUCUCCCACACCCAGCGCAAGAACCGACCAUACCUCGCAACCAUCAUGCCUCAGGGCGUUGAUAUGGAUGCGGUCCAGCAGAGCAUGGAAGACAUACGUAAGGAGCGCGAAAUCCUCCUCUACAACCGUCUCACUGCGAGGAGGGCCGAACUGGAGAAGGUCCACGCAAACAUCGGUUCUUGGGAUACCAGCAAGACCGAUACACCCGAAGAUGACGGAAAGGUCAAACUGGCCCUAGUCAUUGAGCAGAAGAAGCUUAACCUGCUGGAGAAGCAACGGAAACUGCGGAGAGAGAUCGCCCAGCAGAUGAUCCACGCUGACAACCUUGCCAUGACAGCGAACCGAACAGUAUACCGACGCCUCAAGAAGCAAUCGAUGCGCGAAGCCCGUCUUACCGAGAAGCUGGAGAAGCAACAACGCGACGCACGCGAGACCAAGGAGAAGAAGAAGCACCACGAGUUCAUCGAUGCUAUCCGCAAGCACCGCAACGAGUUGCAGGAAUCUGGCGCGGCUCAGCGUAUGCGUCUGCAGAAGCUUGGUCGUACCAUGAUCACCACCCACCAGAACAUCGAGAAGGAAGAGCAGAAGCGCAUCGAGCGCACCGCGAAGCAACGUCUGCAGGCUCUCAAGUCCAACGACGAAGAGACCUACCUUAAGCUUUUGGGCCAAGCCAAGGAUACCCGUAUUUCGCACCUGCUCAAGCAGACCGAUGGUUUCUUGAAGCAACUCGCCGAUUCCGUCAAGGCACAACAGCGAUCCGCAAACAACUCAUACGAGCCAGAGGAGCCCGAAGAGGAGAGCGAAGCCGAGUCUGGUGAUGAAGAUCGUCCGGGCAAGAAGAAGACUGACUACUAUGAGAUUGCUCAUCGUGUCAAGGAAGAGGUCACAGAGCAGGCAUCCAACUUGGUUGGAGGUACCCUGAAGGAAUACCAACUCAAGGGUCUGCAGUGGAUGAUAUCCCUGUACAACAACAACCUGAACGGUAUUCUUGCAGACGAGAUGGGUCUUGGAAAGACUAUUCAGACCAUCAGUUUGAUCACCUACCUUAUCGAGAAGAAGCGACAACCAGGACCUUACCUAGUCAUUGUACCGCUGAGUACUCUGACCAACUGGACCAACGAGUUCGAGAAGUGGGCACCAAGCGUCACCAAGAUUGUCUACAAGGGUCCUCCCAACUCGCGUAAGCAAUACCAGCAACAGAUUCGAUGGGGCCAAUUCCAGGUUCUUCUCACCACAUACGAGUUCAUCAUCAAGGACAGACCAGUCCUCAGCAAGAUCAAGUGGGUACACAUGAUUGUCGACGAGGGUCACCGUAUGAAGAACGCCGGUUCGAAGCUCAGCAUGACCAUCACACAGUACUACACAACCCGUUAUCGUCUCAUUCUUACCGGUACCCCACUGCAAAACAACCUCACGGAACUGUGGGCUAUGCUGAACUUCGUUCUCCCUACGAUCUUCAAGUCAGCCACUUCCUUCGACGAGUGGUUCAACACUCCCUUCGCCAAUACUGGAGGUCAAGACAAAAUGGAGCUUACAGAAGAAGAGCAGUUGCUCGUCAUUCGUCGUCUUCAUAAGGUGCUUAGGCCUUUCUUGCUCCGUCGUCUCAAGCGCGAUGUCGAGAAGGAUCUUCCCGACAAGACCGAGCGCGUGAUCAAGUGCAACUUCUCAACUCUUCAGGCGAAGCUGUACAAGCAACUUGUUACACACAAUCGACUCAUGGUCAGCGACGGCAAGGGCGGAAAGACUGGUAUGCGCGGUCUGAGCAACAUGUUGAUGCAGUUGCGUAAGCUGUGUAACCAUCCGUUCGUGUUCGAAGAGGUUGAGGAUGUCAUGAAUCCAACCAAGGGCACCAACGAUCUUCUAUGGCGCGCGGCCGGCAAAUUCGAAUUGCUUGACCGUAUUCUACCCAAGUUCCAGGCUACAGGCCAUCGUGUCCUCAUGUUCUUCCAGAUGACACAAAUCAUGAACAUCAUGGAGGACUACUUACGGUUGCGAGGCAUGAUGUACCUGCGUCUGGACGGAGCGACCAAAGCAGAUGACCGAUCCGAUCUGCUGAGGUUGUUCAAUGCUCCCGACUCACCAUACUUCUGCUUCCUGCUUUCAACGCGUGCCGGUGGUCUUGGACUGAACCUGCAAACCGCCGAUACAGUCAUCAUUUACGACUCGGAUUGGAAUCCUCAUCAGGAUUUACAAGCCCAGGAUCGUGCUCAUCGUAUUGGUCAGAAGAACGAGGUCCGCAUUCUGCGUCUUAUCACUUCCAACUCGGUUGAAGAGAAGAUUCUCGAGCGAGCCAACUACAAGUUGGACAUGGACGGCAAGGUCAUCCAAGCUGGUAAAUUCGACAACAAGUCCAAGGAUGACGAGCGAGACGCCAUGUUGCGUAUCAUGUUGGAGUCUGCUGAAGCGGCUGAGAGCCUUGAACAAGAGGAGAUGGACGAUGACGACCUGAACCAAAUCAUGAUGCGUCACGACCAUGAGCUGAUAACAUUCCAGGAGAUGGAUAGGAAGCGUGCGGCUGAAGAUCCAUAUGGUCCAGGUAAGCCGCUCGGUCGCUUGAUCGGUGAGAGCGAGUUACCCGACAUCUACCUUAACGAGGAGGCGCCCAUUGUCGACGAGAAGGAUGACACACCAGCUGGUCGUGGCGCUCGAGAGCGUACUCGCGUCAAGUACGAUGACGGUCUUACCGAGGAGCAGUGGUUGGAGGCUGUCGACAACGACGAAGACACUAUCGAAGCUGCUAUCGCCCGCAAAGAAGCCAAGGUCGCCAAGCGGGGUAGGAAGAGUGGCGGAGCGCGUGACGAGGAUUCGCCUGUGCCUUCACGUGCUAGUUCAGAAGAACCCAUGCCGAAGAAGCGAGGUCGUAAACCCAAGGCUGAAAAGCGCAAAGCUGACGAAGCCUCUCUCGACGUUGACCUCGCACCUCGGAAGCGCGGUCGACCUGCUCCAGCCAAGGACAUGUUGCUUCCUGACCAGCGAGCGUCGCUUCAGAAGGUUGUCAAUGUUGUUUACGAAGCUCUCAACGAUCUGGAAGAGGAGUCGCAAGACCCGAACAUUCCCAACCGCGGUAUCAUCGACCCAUUCAUCGAACUGCCGGACAAGUGGGACUACCCAGACUACUACCAGCUGAUCAAGAACCCCAUCUGCAUGAAGCAGAUCGAGAAGAAGAUCAACAAGAAGGAGUACCAGUCUGUGAAGCAGUUCCGCCAAGAUCUUGGAUUGUUGUGUAACAACUGUCGCACAUACAAUGAGGACACAUCGCUGCUCUUCCAAGACGCCAACCUCAUCGAACAGACCGCACUUGACAAGCUCCGUGAAGCAACCGCGGAGUUCCCAGAAUGGCAAGAUUACGACGACGGUGGCAGCGUGCACGGUGGUCUUAGCACAAUGACAAGUGCAGUUGGGACACCACGAGCUGGCGUUUGA
Alternaria ventricosa is the source of this 4173-nucleotide messenger RNA. RefSeq lists its product as uncharacterized. Gene Ontology annotation, molecular function: ATP-dependent chromatin remodeler activity; histone binding; ATP binding. NCBI's taxonomy places the organism in Eukaryota, Fungi, Ascomycota, Dothideomycetes, Pleosporales, Pleosporaceae. Gene Ontology annotation, biological process: positive regulation of transcription by RNA polymerase II. Bases 1 to 4173 code for a protein of 1390 amino acids. The record is from RefSeq and is a predicted model, not a curated record. The transcript is spliced from 2 exons. Gene Ontology annotation, cellular component: nucleus.